This is a messenger RNA of Ostreococcus lucimarinus CCE9901, 663 nucleotides long. RefSeq lists its product with no specific name. The transcript has a single exon. The coding region runs from base 1 to 663 and encodes 220 amino acids. Gene Ontology annotation, biological process: regulation of DNA-templated transcription. NCBI's taxonomy places the organism in Eukaryota, Viridiplantae, Chlorophyta, Mamiellophyceae, Mamiellales, Bathycoccaceae. The record is from RefSeq and is a predicted model, not a curated record. Gene Ontology annotation, molecular function: DNA-binding transcription factor activity.
AUGACGACCGUCGGCGGCGCCGCGCGACGUGACGAUCGAGGCUCGGCGUUGCCUCCGCGAUGCGUCGAGAUCGCGCGCGAGUCGCCGUCGGCGUCGCCGUCUCGAAGGAAAACGCCCGCGAACGAUCGCGCCGUCAAUCGCGCCGCCGUGCGACGGUACCGCGAGCGCAAACGAAUGGACGAGAAGGAGAGAAUCGAGGAGUGCGAACGGUUGCGCGGGGAGAACGAGACGUUGAGACUGGCGUUGGAGACGUCACGAGCGGAGUUGAAACAUUCGAGGUGGUUGUUGCGCGUCGUCGCGUGGAAGUACGACUUAGACUUGGCGGAUAUUCCGACGGAGAAACCGUCGACGUCGACGAUGCCGCAAGGGAGGGUGAGAGGAAGCGAUGCAAACGCGGUGUUUCCCGCGGGUGGGGUCCCCGCGCGGAACGACAUCGCGCGACCGUUCGCCGCGCGCGGCGUCGCCGAGACGCGGCCUCGGAAAAUUCCUCGCGCAGCCGACGACGACGCGAAACCGGCGGGCGCGCCUGAUGAACUCGAGCUCAAAGAUUUCUUGGAGGAAUACUUCACGCACGGCGACGCGUGCCCGUGCUACGAGAUCACGGACGCGGACGCGCGCGCGGCGCCGACGCGCGGCGCCGACGCGCGGCACGCGUGGUUCUAG